This is a messenger RNA of Wasmannia auropunctata (little fire ant), 1818 nucleotides long. RefSeq lists its product as uncharacterized. NCBI's taxonomy places the organism in Eukaryota, Metazoa, Arthropoda, Insecta, Hymenoptera, Formicidae. The transcript is spliced from 5 exons. The record is from RefSeq and is a predicted model, not a curated record. The coding region runs from base 462 to 1319 and encodes 285 amino acids.
GCAAAUAUUGACGCGGCGAGAGGCCGCGCGGAAGAACCCCCGCGAGUCUGGAGAACGGCUGUGUUCCGGGAAAUAAGAUCGUGCACGCAUCGGAGGACUUGUCCUCCGACCGGGCUGUCCUUUCGCUGUUGACAGAAGCAACGCCGUUAUCGCGACUCCAGAAAUCGUGACGAUGGAACACUCUGCGUGGGAGGAAGUCGGUUGACCGAUCGAAACUGGGUCGUGAUCUAUCGACGGGGUGAUUCUCAACCGAUCGAGGGGGCGCAAAGAUGCGUUUCAGAACACAAUGUGAUUUUGCGCUAAAAUUUCGCAAUAAAGAGCAUCGGUCCCGGAAGUGCGCGAGUGAAUUUAUAGGAACGAUUUGUUGAACGAACGACACGCGAGGAGUUCGGAGUGGUACCAAAGUAUUUGCUGAUGGGAAUUUCCGCUGACCGUCGCUGAUCCCGGAAUAGAUUUAGAUAAUGGCCUUCCAACUGGACGAUCUACUGAAGGACGACAAAAAAGACGCGAAUUUGAUACCCGAUUUAAGUAAAUCAACUUGCAAUUCUCACGAGGAAUUCCGACGACUCAAGGAGAAUUGUCCGGAAUUUAAGAUCAAACCGGAAAAGGUAAAACGAGAGGAGACGAAGGUUCGCGACAAAGAGUUUUCUUGGAAAGCGACCAAGAAGGAGCUCAAAAACAUCGGCAGGGAAUGGGCUUACGGUGAUCCAGUCCCGCCGGAUAUGAGGGAAUUGGAUCUGCAAGAGUUGCAACAGGUCGCCAUCGACUGGCGGAUGCUGACACCGAUCAGGCCGAAGCUUCGCCAAGACGAGGAAAUGUUCUCGAGAUUGGUGGAAAUGGGCAAAUUGGAAGCGAGAACCAUAGCGAAAGAACGCCGUUCACCCACGAGCCCGAUCAGACGUAGCAAGAAUCGCGCGGGGAUAAUCGAGAGCAGCGUGAAGACCUGCAGGGAGUGCGGCGAGGAGUAUUGUUUCGGCGAGUUUUGCGGGGACGUUCUCUACGAUUCCUUCACCAGGGUGACGAUCGCCACCCAGCAGUCGAAGAUCAAGAUAUCCGCGGACGCCGAAGCCAUAAUCGCCAACAUGGACCGUAAGAAGAAGAGGAAAGGGAAGAAGGGAAAGAAAAGGGUCAAGAGCAAGAGCAGAACGUCGAGGAAGUCCGCCAGACUGUUGGUUAACAACAAGGCGAGAAGAUCGAUAACGGAAUUGGAAAAUAAAUCUGUCAAGGCGAGAAAUGGCGAAGGGCAGGGCGAGAGGCCGGUGAAACAGUUUAAGAGGAAGUGUAGCAAGUACACGAAGAAAGGCCUUUUACGUAAAUAACAAUAAUUAUUAAUUAUAUGAAUAAUUGGGACACCUAUAGAAAUUCUGUAUAUCUUCUGAAGGCAUCUUAUAUAUAUAUAUGUAUUUAUAUAAUAUGUAUCCUUAUCUUACGUGAAUUUUGAUGAAUAUAAAAAAAAUAUUAUUCUAGUAAAACUAUAACAAAAAUGUAUGCGGUAUACAAAUAUUUGCAGAUCCAAGCACACUUGGAUACAAAUAAAUUAAGUAGAUAAGGAUUGUACAAGUAAAACACCUCAGUAUUGUAUUUUUAAUAAUGUAAAAAAAAUAUUAUCCACAAGAAACAAACGAAAAAUACGUAUGCUCGAUUAAUAAAAGAAAAAAUGAAUUCGAAAUUCUAUAUCUAUAUCUAUAUAUUAUUAUAGACUUCAUGACCGAAUUUUUUUCGAAAAUCAAGAUACACGAAAUAAAUGUACAUAUGUACAAGUCGGACAGGCGCAAUAUUAAAUGCUCCCUAUUAAAUGCUGAAAAAAUAUAACUUUUA